This is a messenger RNA of Aspergillus affinis, 441 nucleotides long. RefSeq lists its product as uncharacterized. The record is from RefSeq and is a predicted model, not a curated record. The transcript is spliced from 3 exons. The coding region runs from base 1 to 441 and encodes 146 amino acids. Lineage: Eukaryota; Fungi; Ascomycota; Eurotiomycetes; Eurotiales; Aspergillaceae.
AUGAAGUACAUCAGCUUGAUGCUCUCUUUGGCUGGAAUGAGCCUUGCUGCCUGCGGCAGCCUAACCCUCACCAGCCAACUCGACGUCGAUACCCAAGUCUCCUGCUCAACCAUCAACGGCGACGUCAAGAUCUCCUCCGAGUUCAUCGGCAGCCUCAGCCUUUCCGGCGUGAAGAAGAUCAACGGAAACCUGAACGGAACCAACAUAUACCAUGCCUCCUCGCUGAGCUUCCCUGACCUAGAGCACGUCGGCGGUGCGCUGCGUCUGACGGGUGGAUUCAACGAGAUUUCGAUGCCCUCUUUGGACGAGGUCAAGGGCGGGUUCAGACUUGCCAGCACACAGAACCUUCCCUGCGAGCCUUGGGAUGCGUUGAACAAGAAUGACCGGAUUCUGGGGCAUUAUUCGUGCCAGGCCUAUGCUACUCCAGAUAUUUCCGCUUAG